Molecule: messenger RNA, 3373 nt
Organism: Amborella trichopoda
Lineage: Eukaryota; Viridiplantae; Streptophyta; Magnoliopsida; Amborellales; Amborellaceae
Product: Carbohydrate-binding X8 domain superfamily protein
Source: RefSeq, a predicted model, not a curated record
UAAAUUGGAUAGAGGGAGUACAAUGACAACAAUAAGAGAGAGAUGGGAAGCAAAACUUUUAAAAAAAAUUACAAAAAAACAUCUUAAAAAGGACUACCUAUACAACUUACCCUGACCUCAAUCUUUUCUCACACUUUUUUCCCCAAAACAAUCGUUCCUCACAACAAUCCCUCAAGGUAAAAAAUUGUUAUUUUUUGGACGAAAAUGUCCUUCCCGUACAAAGCAAAUCAAUUCGUGGGUCCCAAGUAGUAUAUUGCUGGAGCGCAUCUUUGUACUGCCGGAGCACGUUCUCAUAAUCCCGGAGCGCUGUGGCUCGGACCUGCAUUGCCGGAGCGCACAUUCAAAAUGCUGGAGCAUUUGCUUAUAUUGCCGCAGCGCAAUCCUCCAUUGCCGGAGCGUUAUGACUCCAGAGACUUCAUUACCGGAACGCAUCUUUGCACUACUAGAGCGUUGUGGCUCUGACCUGCAUUGCCGAAGCGCACAUUCAGAACGCUGGAGAGCUUGUUUAUACUGCCGCAACGCAGUCCUCCAUUGCCGAAGCGCUAUGGCCCCAGAGACUUUAUUGUCGGAGCGCAUCUUUGCACUAUUGAAGCGAGUUCUCAUAAUGCCAGAGCGCUGCGGCUUAGACCUGCAUUGCCGGAGUGUACAUUCAGAAUGCCAAAGCACGUGUUUGUACUGCCAGAGCACAUGUGAAAACAGGAGAGAGAAUGCCGUGUGAAAAUAAACAAGAGUAGUUUAGUCUUAUUUCAUGCUACUGUGGGUUGGGGGUAAUUUGCGAGGAAAGGUUGUUUGGAAAAAAAAAGGAGAGAAAAGAUUGAAGUGAAGUAAGUUGCAUAAACAGUCCAUUUAAGGAUGGUUUUUUUGUAAUUUUUUCAAAAUUUUAUUUGUACAAAAAAAAAAAAAAAAAAAGAAGAAGAAAGAAAGAGAAAGAAAGAUAGAUGGGGUGCAAAAAUAAACAAGUUUGGAGUGAAUUUUAAGAAAACCAAAGCCAAAAAAGUCCGUUUGUAUGACUUUCCUCCGAUGCAAUGACUGGAAACCAAGCAAGAAUAUAUGCCUCACGAUUAGGGCCUAAAAAACCGCCCCACAUCGCUCCCUCUUAUUAAACACAUGCUUAAGCCACAAGAUUCACCAAACGCUUUUUCUCCAAAUCUAUAUUAAUUUAAAGACAAAGUGAAUUAAACUGUAAAUGGAGGGUUUGGAUCUUGCAAUGGCCAGUAUGCCUUUUAGAAUCUGGACUGUCCAUUCACAUGAUGGACAACCAGGAUUGCCCAAUAAAACUUGGGCUGUCUAUGAAUCACACGUGUCAAGAAUGCACAUGCAUGAAUUCCAUUUGGUGGAAAAGGGCUAUUAAGUAUUAACCCAAACAAAACCAAUGCUUAACCUUUGAUUACUACUAAAAAGGUUAUUAGCCCUCAUUAAACUUAAUCUUAUGCUAAUGAUGUAUGCAAGAAGCAUCCUUUCUAAAGCAAAGCAAAGAUCUAGUAGAGCUCCAACUUGUGGCCACCCUCUUUAACACUUUUUUCACCUUUGGAGGAUUCCUUAAGAGUUUUAGGGCUUCUUGAAGUAGACUAUUUAGAGGGUUUAGAAGUCUUGUGUCCAUGGAUCGGUUACCAAUACUUGUCUUUCACCUUUAUAUCCCUUAAUUGAGUGUAGGCUUUUCAGUUUCUUGGGAAAUGGCAGCUCAAAGAAAGCUGCCCCAUGGGGGCCUCUACAUUCUUGCUCUUCUAUAUGUUUCUUUAGCAGCUGCCCUCCUCUUCCAAUGUGAUGCAAGAAGUGUUUCGAAACGGUCGAGGACUUCAAUCAGGAGCUCUUCAAGACAGCUCAAGAAGUACAGACAAGUGAGCCACAUUGAUGUCUCUCCCACUCUGGAUCUCUCGCCGACGAGCGAAGGCAUGUAUCUCGAUGCCCUUGCUCCGGGUGCCUAUAUGGAUGUUCUUCCUCCCAACACAUUUCCGGAGUCCCCCUUCCCCUUUUCUUAUUCACCUCCCUCUCCUCCUUACUGUGAAUACCCACCCCUUGCACCACCUUCUACACUCACACCCUCAAUCCCAUCCCCUACAACCUUCUCUGAACCUCCCCCACCACCACCCUUUUACUUUACUCCACUAGUCCCUAUACUCCCACCACCACCACCCUUUUACUUUACUCCACUAGUCCCUAUACUCCCACCACCUGAGUCACCUAACCCUUCAAAUCCAACUCCUUCAAUUACUUUCCCUAGCCCUCCAAGUUAUAACCCCAGUCCGCCAAAUUAUGAGCCUAGUCCUCCAAAUUAUGAACCUAGUCCACCUUAUAAUGAGCCUCCAUCUUAUGAACCUAGCCCUCCAAGCUAUGUGCCUAAUCCACCUACUUCUAUUCCAGGUCCCCCUAACUAUGAGCCAAGCCCACCAAAUUAUGGCUUCACCCCUCCUACUUACACAAGUCCUCCUGUGUUUGAGCCUCCAGUUGUGUUCCCUCCCCCAAAUGCACCACCCCCUCCAUUUCCAACCACUCAAGGAGGGGUGUGGUGUGUUGCUAAGCCAUCGGUGCCUGAUCCGAUUAUCCAAGAGGCCAUGAAUUAUGCUUGUGGGUCAGGGGCAGAAUGUGAGACCAUUCAGCCUUCUGGGUCUUGCUAUCAACCGGACACAUUGCUCGCCCAUGCUUCGUUUGCUUUCAAUAGCUAUUGGCAAAGAACAAAGGCAGCCGGUGGAACCUGCGACUUCGGCGGGACGGCCAUGCUGAUAACAGUCGAUCCAAGUAAGAGCAAUUCCACUCUCUCCCUCUCUCUCUAGGGGGUUGACAAACUUCAUUAAAAGUUAAUCAAAGAAGAUCUACAAAAUGAACAGAACACCUUAAUAAAGGAGUUAAACCACAAACCCAAGUGAUUAAACUGGUCCCUAGUGGUCACCUACAUGCAACGGGCGGCAGAAAGCUUUUCUCAUUUGAAUAAUAAUGUUCGGAUGCAUGUCCCAUCUAUGGGAAAUGAAAGACUGAUCUUGUGUUAUGGAUACAGGUUUUGAUGGGUGCCACUUCAUUGUCUAUUGAAGCAGAGAAGUUAAAAGGAGGAAACUCUUUUUGAUAAUUACUGGAGGACCUCCCAAACUAUUCUCACUAUAUAUAAAUUCUAGUGAAAAGGAGAGGUGCAUGCUCAUUGAGGAGGGGCCUGAAGGGAUUUUUGCUUUAUGUUCUGUAUUUAUCUAAUUUUGGCAUUUAUGGCCUUGCUUAGGGUAGGGCACCAUAGGAUACCAGGAAGAUUUGAAGAUACCACCUUUAGAGUAUCAAGAACCACUUGGAAUAUUUUGGAAUGUAAAAGGGGAUGGUAAUUGCAAAUAAAUAACCAAAAUCUAGAAAAUGAUACAUAUUUUUUCCAUUAUCAAUAGAAAUAAUUUAUUUA